GAGUUCUCAUCCUAGGCUCAAAAGUUGUGGAAGCUGAAAACAUGUAUCAUGGUUGAGGGUUUGGAGCACCCCAAUCUCACAACGUUUUCGGACAGGGAAAUGACGGCCCAUGAACUGACCAGAAACACCACUGAUUAUAGCACGGUGCGGCUGAACGAACGACCUGUGCAGGUGCUUGUCAGGCCAAGAAUUGUCUCGCGGUCGCUCCGUGAUAAAAGCGAGCACGGCGUCGUCUGGUCGCCGGCGGUCGUUUGGAUUUGAUCUUGCUAGUAUGGAUACUUUUCUUAUGAUGAGAAUGUAACUAGUAGCACCCCUUUACACUGAUUCUUGCCUGGAC
This is a messenger RNA of Colletotrichum godetiae, 337 nucleotides long. RefSeq lists its product as uncharacterized. Bases 49 to 261 code for a protein of 70 amino acids. Lineage: Eukaryota; Fungi; Ascomycota; Sordariomycetes; Glomerellales; Glomerellaceae. The record is from RefSeq and is a predicted model, not a curated record. The transcript has a single exon.